CCAAAAUCGACACUUAUACGACGCGGUUCCUUAAUCCGGUUCCGACCACCUCCCAUCCCGUUCCUCCAUCCUUUCAUCGAUACGGUUAGAGACGGAAACAGUCCAUUCCAACCCACCUUCACAUAGCAGAUUCCCAUCAACGAUGGACUCGUCCUACCAUUCUUACCGAGAGGGUUCGGCUCGGUCACCUGGUGAUCGGGGCUGGGGCAGAGGUGAUGACAGAAUCAAAGACGAGAGGGACACCUUUUAUCGUGGCAGAUCUCCUGCCGACCGCACCAGACGUCGUUCGAGAUCCCCGGCGGCGCUUGAUCGUUACGAACCCAGAGCCCGCACGCGCGACGAUUACCCGACCCGCGAUCCCCGCGAUCCCCGUGACCCCCGCGACCUCCGCGACCCUCGCGAUCGCGAUGACCAGUCGAGACGCAUGCGAUCCCCUCCGGCCAAUAUUGACCGCUAUGUUCCUGGCCAGGACGUGGCCCCAAUCCAACCUCUGACCAACCCUAUCCCCGAUCCGAUCAAACUCCCCUACCAAGUCGGCUUUUCAUAUUACGGCGAGUGGUGGAGGGCAAACGAGAAAAUCAAGGAGGAAAAGGAGAGGUUGCGCACUGGCCGCCGCCGUGAGCCCGAGCGGGUCCGCGGUCCGGAGGAGCGUGAGAAGGAGAAGGCCAAGAUUCAGGCCGCCUACGAUGCCUACAAGGAAGAGCUUCAGGCCAAGAUGGCACAAACUUUUGUCAAGCAACACAAGGACGAGCAGUGGUUCAGGGAACGCUAUGUCCCAGAAAUCAGAGACGGCUUCAGAAAGCAGCUGAACGAGUUCCGCCGUGGCGCCUACACGCAGUGGGAGCAAGAUCUCGAGACCGGCACCUUUGACGACUUUUCUCUCGAGGGCAUCCCCAAGAGCGAGAGCAAUGGUGCUGGCGGUGUUGUGGAAAAGGAAGAAGGUGAGGCAACUGCUGCGAACGAGGUUCUCGGCGUCGGUGACUUGGUCCCAGCCAAUAGUGCCGACAUCAGGGACGAGAAUCUGUUCCAGCCAACGCUCCUGAUCAAGACUAUUGCCCCGUCGGUCAGUCGUCAGAACCUUGAGGCCUUCUGCAAGGAGCAUCUUGGCGAGGAAGAGGGUGGAUUCAAGUGGCUCUCGUUGAGUGAUCCAAAUCCUAGUAAGCGAUACCACCGUAUCGGUUGGAUCAUGUUGCACCCUGCACCCGAGGCUCCCAUCGCUCAGGAUGAAAUGAAAGACGAUGAUGAUGAGGGCUCAGCCAAGCCUCACGUCCCCAGCACCGCUGAGAAGGCCCUGGAGGCCAUCAACGGCAAGACUGUCAAAGAUGAACAGCGCGGUGAUUUCACCUGCCACGUAGGAGUACACAAUCCACCCAUGAACCCCAGGAAGAAGGCCCUCUGGGAUCUUUUCUCUGCACCUGAACGCAUCGAGAAGGACCUCGAGCUUGUCAGACGCCUUGUCAACAAGUUCGAAGAGGACUUCGGCUCCGACUUUAAUGCCACGCUCAAGAUCGAUGAGCGCGUAGAGGACCUGAGGGCCGCCGGUCGCCUGCAGCCUGCGGUCUCCGCUCCUGGCAUCAAGAAAGAGAAGAUCAAGAAGGAAAAGUCGAUUGGCAUGGAUGAAGCCAUGGAUGAAGAGGGCCAAGAACAUGAAGAUGAUGACGAUGACAAUGAAGAUGAGGGGACGGUCGAUGACGAAGUCGAUGAUGAAGACUUGCUCGUCAAGAAGAAGCAGCUGGACCUCAUGAUUGAGUAUCUUCGCCGUGUCUUCAACUUUUGCUUCUUUUGCGUCUUUGAGAGUGACUCCAUCCAUGAGUUGACGAGAAAGUGCCCUGGCGGCCAUCUCCGCAGACCCCGUAGCACGCUCUCGUCGUCGGCCAAGGCCGUCGCUCGUGCGAGCGCGCUCGGCGAGCCUUUCCCUUCCAAGAAGCGUAAGGAUGCCGAGGACGUCGAGGAGGGUGAGGCGCCUGAGGGUGAACGCAAGUUCCGCACGUCUUCCAAGACCGAGCAACAGCUGCAGCGGGCGUACAACUGGGUCAAAACCUUUGAGGACAAGAUCAUGCAGAUCCUUGAGCCCGAUACGGUUGACAUUAGAAAGUUGGGCGGUAAGCCGGUUGAGGAUGCCAUUAACGAUGAGCUUGCCAAGUACGUCAAGCAGGAAGACGAGAACAAGUGGAGGUGCAAGGUGCCCGAGUGCACCAAGCUCUUCAAGGAGGAGCAUUUCUGGAAGAAGCACGUUGAGAAGCGACACAACGAGUGGCUAGAUAAGCUCAAGGAAGAGAUCGCCUUGGUCAAUGCUUAUGUCAUCGACCCUGCACACAUUGCGCCGUCCAGGACCGAUGCCAACUCCAAUGGCCACUUCCCGCCUUCUAACGGCCAGCAACCGACUGGAACCCCGCGUGGCUUCAACUUGCAAAAUUACGCCAUGAACAGCAUGCUGAACUUCCCGGGCUUCCCCAUCCCAUCCAUGUUUCCCAACAUGAUGAACGCUGGUGCCAUGGCCGGGGCGGCGUCCAACUGGCAUGCCGCUGGUGGUGACGAUCGCACUGGCGCAGGUGGCCCCAUCCGCCGUGGCGGUCAUAUGGGCGGUGCUGGAGGUAGAUUCCAGAGUCGUACUGGUCCCUACGACCGUCGGCCUAACCCUCGGUACCCAGGAGGCAUGGAUGGCGGAAUGGCCGGUCGUGGUCGUGGCGUAGGAGGUCCUACUAACCGCUGGGGUGAUGGCGCCGCCGGAAACGCGGCUAUGGGUCCGCGUGAGGCGGUCCAGGGAAGGACGAUCAAGAGCUACGAGGAUUUAGAUGCCACGGCUGGAGGAAACGGUGGAGAGCUCAACUAUUAGAGGUAAUGGUCUCUCUCUAAUUUGGUUGUCGUCCAGUCCGGCUUAUAUCUCUGGUGGAGAUUCAUGAAGGGAAGGAUUGUGACAACCCUGAUAAUUAUUUGCUAGUUUCUUUUUGUUUCCUAGGGACAAGGUCUUUUUUCUUCUGAACGGGAUGAAGCGGAAAAUGAAUGGGAGUGUGGUUACGUCUAGUCAGGUUUGAGGAGCGCAUAUGUAUGUGUUCAGUCGAUGAUGAGUCGAUCGUGAAAGGAUGGAAAGGAUGGGUGUCACUUGUGUUGUAUGUUUCGAGGUUCGAGGUUUUCAUGGUGCCCCUUUUACAGCUCUGGGGUUACGUAAGUAGCAGUAACUUAGUUACAUUCUGGCAGACAGACUAUUCGAGGAGCGGAUUUUAUAAUCUCGGUUUUUCCGCG
Neurospora tetrasperma FGSC 2508 is the source of this 3243-nucleotide messenger RNA. RefSeq lists its product as uncharacterized. The record is from RefSeq and is a predicted model, not a curated record. The coding region runs from base 143 to 2836 and encodes 897 amino acids. NCBI's taxonomy places the organism in Eukaryota, Fungi, Ascomycota, Sordariomycetes, Sordariales, Sordariaceae. Gene Ontology annotation, cellular component: kinetochore. The transcript is spliced from 3 exons.